Messenger RNA from Myxocyprinus asiaticus (Chinese sucker), 2086 nucleotides. RefSeq names its product P2Y purinoceptor 14-like. The coding region runs from base 154 to 1260 and encodes 368 amino acids. Gene Ontology annotation, molecular function: G protein-coupled purinergic nucleotide receptor activity. The record is from RefSeq and is a predicted model, not a curated record. Gene Ontology annotation, cellular component: membrane. Gene Ontology annotation, biological process: G protein-coupled receptor signaling pathway. The transcript has 3 exons. NCBI's taxonomy places the organism in Eukaryota, Metazoa, Chordata, Actinopteri, Cypriniformes, Catostomidae.
CUGACAGACUCAUCACCUAUCUAUAUGAUACACAUUCUAAACUCAGUUUCCUCUUUGCAUGAGCAUGCAGAAGGAAGCUGAGCUAAAUGAGAAGUACAGACAGCUGCUGUACAUAGAAGCUCAGUGACCAGCUUGUUUACAAGUGGAUUUCAAAUGGAGUCUCCAGUUACACAAAUUCUUAAAACUACAACACCUCUAACGAACUUCACCGCUGCCCGAUAUGACAUCAUAAACAUAAAUAACAGAUCACAAGAUUCCUGCAAAUUUUCAAAGGUUCCAGCUCACCCUGUUUUUAUAUUUGCAUACUCACUAGUGUUUCUCGUCAGUCUGGUGCUGAAUUGCAUCACAAUGAGAGUGUAUUUCUGCAUGAAUCAGCGCAGCCAGUCCAGCGUCACAGUCUACCUGAAGAACCUAGCCGCAGCGGACUUCUUCCUUUGUCUUUGUUUACCUUUGCGCAUUGCUAACUAUGCCAACUAUUCAGUGACAAUGCGCAAUAUAUACUGCAGUUUUGGAGCGACAGCAUUCUAUUUAAACACAUAUGCAAGCAUUCUAUUCAUGGACUUUAUUGCUGCCAACAGGUACCUGAAGAUUGUCCGGCCAUUGGAGACUCAUGCUCUGCAGACAGUUCGUAUUGCCCACCACAUAUCCGUAGCAACGUGGCUCUCCUUGUUAGUCAUGGCCUCCAUCUACUUAAUCCUCUUUCUCAAGACUUCCUGGGGAGACAUUCAAAUGCCAGGGGAAAUUGGCUGUGAUUCCUUACACAGUCCCCAGCUCAGGGUGGUCUACAAAAUCACACACUCUGUGUCCAUGGUACUCUUUGUUUUUGUGCUGGUUUCUCUGAUUCUGCUGUACUGUCGGACUUUGCAAAAGAUCAGACAAGCUCAGUUGUCUACACAGGUUACAUCCAGAAGCUCUAAGUUCAACAGGUCUAAACGUAACAUGCUAGUGCUAGUGGUCGUUUUCUGUGUGUGCUUUGUGCCCUAUCACCUGGUGAGAUUGCCUUAUGCGUUCAUCAAAAAAACACAGAAGGAACAUUGUACAACAGCCCAGGCAUUCUAUAUCCUGAAGGAGUUGACUGUCCUGCUUUCAGUGCUAAAUGCCUGUUUGGAUCCACUUAUAUACUUUAUCUUCUGCAAGGCCUUCAGAGCCCAGCUGAGUCUCAAGAAGAAGAAAGAUAAAGGACAGCAAAGGCGACUGAGCACCAUGUUGAGCAAUACUGAAACAAAGGUGUCCACGUUAAGACGUGAAAGUAUGAUUUAAUUAAAUAUAUAGCAGAAUUAUAUUUUUUCCUACUAAACUGCAAUGAAACAAAGUGUAUGAUUUAGAUGAAUGCUCAUUAAGACACAAUAUAAUUUCCUUCAGUAGAAAGGCUUCAAGGCUCUUGAAAUUUAUUUUGAAGUUCCUUGAGUACACACAUAGGAAAAUCGAUGAUCCUUUAAAGGGUGUCUGGAGGAUCUCCAGAUGAUUCAGCCGGUGUUGCGUUUGACACCCAUAUCAUGCCUUGAGUAUCUGUAAAUUUUUACAUUAAGUUUUUCAAUUGUUUUUACUAUCACUUGAUUACAGUGGAAAAAUAUAAAUAUCUAAUACUGACCUCAUAGCAAGAGAUUAAUUUUAAAGACUCAACACACCAUAUGAAACCACAACAUUUAGCCUAUCUCAAGCUCAACUGUGGCCUUUUCUGCCUAUCCUAUUUGUUGUUGUGGAUGUAUUGUUGUUGUUGUUUUGUUUUUUCACAAUGUACAGUUACAUUAUAGGAAAUAUAUAAUUGAAAAGAGCAUGAAACAGUUGAGCUAAGGUAAAUUGUCUGCCUAGUGAAAUUCAGCAUAGCUGUAUAAAAAUAUAUCUAUAAGCUUAUAUAUGACUUUUUUUGUGUACUUCUAAUGGUACUACUUGAUUAGUGGAAAUAUUUAUCCUGGUCUGUAAAAUAUAUAGCAUUUGAAGUUAAUAAUAGCAUAAUUACAAAAUAAAGUUAUAUUAGCAUAAAGGAUAUGUUUUAUUGUUAGUUGUUUAUUGGUAUUUCAUUUGGAAAAUUAAUUUCAAAGAUAUUUUGUAGCAUGUAGCAUAAAUAAAGCAUUAUAUUAAAAUU